Armigeres subalbatus is the source of this 946-nucleotide messenger RNA. RefSeq lists its product as uncharacterized. Bases 161 to 946 code for a protein of 261 amino acids. Lineage: Eukaryota; Metazoa; Arthropoda; Insecta; Diptera; Culicidae. The transcript has 5 exons. The record is from RefSeq and is a predicted model, not a curated record.
CAUUGUUGUUUUAUUAGGUGAAAGUCGCAAACGAAAACAUCAACUUUUCUUGAAAAUUUAUCAUCAAUUAGUUUCGCUUCCAUUAUCCCUGGAAAUUGAUAAAGCUAUAUGCGCUUUUUACCAAAUAGAAGUUGAAAGUGUUCAACAUAAAAACAAAAAAAUGCGUAGUUCCAGACUCGAUACCUUGUUUAGUGGUAAUAAAAACGUUCCAUACGCACGGCGACAUCGAAGAUUUCCCCAUCAACAAUACAGUAACCAUCCAAAAUCUACUAACCUCAAUAAUCAAUUACGGAAUGGCUCGUACCACGUUCAGGACAAAAAUGAAGAGGGGGAACUAAACGUAGAGUUCGGGCGCCCUCAGACUUCACAAGGAACAUGCUGUUACGCUAUUGAUCAGCAGGCCAUAUCAUCAGGAUCUACAGGGAGUGAUUCUGCAGAAGCAUUUCUCAGCAAGGAUCUCUACAGAAGCGUUCCCAAGUCAGAUGAUGAAAUACCUUCUAGACAAGUUUUCAUUUGUGAUCCCGACCAUUCGAAUACUGAAAGCAGUUUUGAGUUUUCCGAAAUUUCCGACUCGGAAUGUGAAACAUCUUCGAAGGAGAAUUCUGAAAGCCAAAAUGAACAGGAUAAAUUUUUCAACAAAAAUGAUCUGCUUCAUCCAAACCUAGUAAUCACCAAGGAGGAAGUAUUAGUUAUGCUUAUGCAUAUUUUUAUGCGCCACAAUCUCUCAAACAGUGCCCUCGAAGAUAUCCUUCGUUUGAUCAACGUAGUUUUGGGGUUUUCAUCACUUCCAAACACAUUCUACUCGUUCAUGUCAUAUUUUGGAACCCAACAACUAGUGCGUCAUUUCGUGUGCAAAGGAUGCGGUCUAUACAUGGGAACUACCCCUGAAGAAAAUGCAACAUGUGUAGAAGAAGCGAGAAAAAUAUUUUCAUUUCUUUUGAUAUGA